Messenger RNA from Arthroderma uncinatum, 1716 nucleotides. RefSeq lists its product as uncharacterized. Bases 1 to 1716 code for a protein of 571 amino acids. The transcript is spliced from 3 exons. The record is from RefSeq and is a predicted model, not a curated record. NCBI's taxonomy places the organism in Eukaryota, Fungi, Ascomycota, Eurotiomycetes, Onygenales, Arthrodermataceae.
AUGCCCGCAAAAUCCCAUGUCUCCCUCCUCAAGAGGACGCCGGUCCUAGCCAACAGAUUCUUCUUCUGCCCGUCAUGCUCGCAGAUCCGCCACCUCCACGUACAACAAGCUCCCAGACGGACGACCACCAAACGCUCCGCAUCAACAUUUCCCGGCUCAUCGAUCGUCAAUGCUACGAAGAAUAUACCGGAGCGGUUCCAGGAGCUUUAUAAGGCUUUAAAUGAAGUUAAAGAUGUGUCUGGGAGUCAUGUCAAUUUGAGUAGACUGCAAUUGGCGCAGAGGGGGAUAGAGACUGAGAAUCCAGUGAUACGGGUUGCGGUCUUCGGGUUGGGCAGCACUCAGGCUGCUGCGAGACUUGUACGGUUACUGCUCGCCGAUCCAUUAGGUCCAAAAGAGGACUGGGAAGCUCGCCUUGAUUCCGGCAAUAUCGAUGAAUCCGGUACCAAUAUAACCCUAUCAAAUGGCUCUGUUGCAGACUCUCUGCAGGUUCCUACAAUCGCCAUUCCAUCCACGGCCGGAAGCCCUGACACGCACAUUCAGUACCCCGUGCACAGGUCCAUAAUAUGCGGAAACGGAAUCGAUGGCCUACUCGCAUAUAGCAAAUUAGCUAGCCAGGCGAAGGAGGGCGAGCUGAGUUCAACUCGAGCCGUAUUUCAACUCGGCUUGAGCAAGGCUCCCGAGAGUACAGCUGGAGAGAUUUCUUUUGUUGAUAUCGACCGUGCCGAGGUGGCGCUGGAUAAGUUCCGCCAAUCAGCCCAAAAUGCGAUGGCCUACCAGGAAGGGUGGGAUGGCAGCGGGGUUCAGCCAAUUAUUGACUGGCUCUCGACGGUUGCUACAGAUCAAGCUGUGUCCCCUGACCUGCGGAAUUUGCUUGAUUCGGUGCUGAAUGAGGCGGAUGCUAAGAUAGAGCAGGAAGAGAAAAAGGGGUUAGCCGGCGUACAGGCCAGUUCGGUGCCUGAAGAGGUACGGGAGUCGCUAGAUGCCACGAUAACUGCGUGGGCGGAGAGGGCUCAUGGUGAGCUCCAGAGCUCAUUGGAUGAAGCUUUUAGUUGCAAGACCUGGCAGAGUCUAGUGUGGUGGAAGCUAUUCUGGCGCGUCGACGAUGUUGCGAUGAUAUGCUCGAGCCUGCUCCAGAGGCAGUGGCUUGUGCAGGCGGAGAAGGAGGCCUUGUGGAUUGGUGGACGAUUCCAACAAGCCCGGUUAUUAGAGCAGAGUUCCUCUUCGAAUGCUGAAGAAGAUCCUCUACCUAAUACAAAGUCAGAGGAUAAAUCUCCCAGCCAGUCCUCCAACUCCUCUGAUUCCUCGCCAUGGCGAACACAAAUCACGGAAAGCCGGGAUAGACUCACUUCAUCUUCCAUCAUGCCCCUGCACACUAUUGCCCAAAACCUUGUCAUGUUCAGCUUGUCGACUACAGGGUUAACUUCAGCCCUAUCUGCCUUGACCUAUAUCUCUACAACCACCACUUCUAUGUCCGAAGCCGGGACCUUUGCUGUGGUGGGGUUGAUAUACUCUCUUGGGAGACAGCAAAAGAAAUGGCACUUGGCCCGCAAAAACUGGGAGACUGAAAUCCGCGAAGAAGGUCGCAAGGCACUUAGGCACACGGAAGAUUCUAUGAGGAUGGUAGUACGUGAUGGAAACAGACCAGCGACUCCGGUGAUAGAAACGGAAGCCAAGGAGAGCAUCCUCAAGGCCAAGCAGGCUUUAUCAAAUGUAUGA